AGAACGCGUGUUUACGUUUGUGUUUCUCUAUUCUUUGGCUUACGGCUCUUCCGCCUCUUGCUCUUCUGCGCGUUAGCCGUGUCCACUGGGCAGCUGAUUUCGUGUUCAGUCGUGUUUGUUUUGACUCAAUAUAAAUAAAAAGUAUCGUUCAAUAUUGUUCUGAUGACGUUUUACUGGAAAAUAUCAACUGCGCUUGAUUGAAUUGAUUUCUUGAUCGAGGUGCUGCAUGCACAGUAAAGAAUUUAAUGAUGAGUACACCGCCUGAAAAUGCUCGAGCCCCAUUUACGCGAGAUGAUUUGACAUGGAGUAUGUGUGAAGUAGAUCCCGCAACAAAAUCCUACAUUGCAUCCGAGGAUCAUUUGCAAAGUUUGGGCUUGACUGUCGACAACGGUAAACCGAGAUUUAAGUUAAACGAGCCCUGUCUGAGUCUUGCGGCCAGCAGUAUUUGUGCCCCAAGUACAGUAGAAGAUUAUAAUUCUUCUCAAUCUUUCGUUGUUUUGAGCCAUCCGUCAUUGGAAGCCGUCCAGGUACAAUCUUUGGCCAAUUAUGAAAAAAUCCAAGAGAAGACGGCCUCGAUCGAUUACAACUCUGUAAUUUGCAACAUGAGUCCUAUUGAGAUUGAAAACAAACUCUCGGAAAUGCUACUUGAAAAUGUAAAGUUGAAGGAAACUCUGGCGGAAAAUACAGAAGCCAUGAAGAAGCAGUUUAAUUCUUUGGCUACCUUCCAAGAAGAAGUGUUUAAUGUUCACCAGAAUCAUAAGCAAAAGUUUGCUGAGACUCGCGAAUUGAUUAAUCAGCUCAAAAAAGAAAAUUUCGACCUUAAGAUGCAAAUUUCGGGCGAGGAAACCAAACCAGUGACACCUGUAUUCGAGUUGAAAAAGACAACUGAAAAUCAAAGUCUACAAACAAGCGUCUCCGACUUAUGCAAUUGCUCGUCUCGCCAACUAGAGCUCGAAAAAUUGUUAGAAAAAACGUCCCAGGAAUCAACAGCAAACAAAGGAAAAUUUGAAAUCAUGAUGAAAGAAUUGGCCGAAGCCAAAGAGCUAAUUGACAGACUGUCGAGGGAAUUGGUAACAUGUACACGUACUCCCGAGAAAGUAAUAAAAGAAUUGACAGAGUCGAAUGAAAAUUACAAGAAAGAAUUGGCUGCAUCCAAAGAGCAUUGCGAAAAAUUAUCCGAAGAUGUCGAAAAGUACCUCAGCCUUUCGAAUUUAAUGAGACUGCAAUUGAAGCAAUAUAGUGAGAGUUCCAAGAAAUCGGAAUCGAUGUCAGGAAUGGAUAGGUCGAGCAAUUCAAGCGACUUUAUUGUUUACUGUCCCUCUCCUGUGAAAAGUGAUGAUUCUCAAAAUUUGAUCAAAGAGUGCUGCGAAAAAGACAAAGAAAUUAGUUUCCUAAGGGAGCUGGUCACGAAUUUAGAGCAACAGAUUGUAUCCAUCUGCAAAGAUGUUUAUAUUCCGAUUCAACCUUCCGUGGCUCAAGAACAAACAGAUACCCUGAUUUCCCGAUCAGAAGCUCGUCAGCAGUUGAUUCAAGGCGUGAAAUCCUACUCUGAAAAAAUGGAAGAUCUCGUCGAUUCUUUCUCCCUUCAAUCUUCCCGCUAUGUUCGCAUUCAAGAGUGCUUGAAAGAAUGUGCCAACAUAUUGCACAAUUUUGAGACUUCGUCGGAAAACGAAGCUUCAGCAUCAGACAAUUCAGCUCUCGCGACCUAUCGCAAUAUUUUGACCGAGUGUCGAAAAAAACUGGUGGAUGAACAGCUGGAAAAUAUCGCUGAUAGGCAAAAGUGGAUUAAGGUUCAAGAUCAGCUUCAAAAGAUAUUCUCUGAUUAUAAAUCCGCUCUCUACGAAUUGGAGAUAACUCAGGAGGAGAAUAAGAAGUUGUCGACGAUUCACGAUAAGAACAUAGAGGAGAGGCUUCAGCAAGCCAAGGACCUUGAAAAACUUCUUGCCGAGGAGAGAAAAGCUCUUGACGAAGCAAAAUCGAGCCUUACACUUGAGAGAUUAGCCCUUUGUGAUGAGAAGAAAUCAGUGGACGAACUCAGAGAAUCGAUUGUGGCUACUCAAAUUAAUUAUAACGCGAAUUUGGAAAAGCUGGAACAGGAGAGGUUGAGUCUUGUUGAUGAAAAGUCAGCAAUUGAUAGGCAAAGCAAAUUGUACGAGGAUCAGGAAAAUGCUUUGAUGACGGAGAAGAAGGCUCUGAUGAGGAGGUGCGAGGAGUUUAGUGAGAGGGUUUCUUUGUUGGAACAUCAGCUUAAGAAAAGUUGCGAACUUGGCGCUUCGGAUAAAGAAGACCUGAUGGUUCUCAGAGCGCAGCUCGACAUCUUCCGUUCCGACUAUGAGCAAGAAAAGGAAGCGAAGAAAGAAGUGAUUCGCGAAAAGAAUAAACUCGUUGAGCAGAUUCAAGGCCUCACUGAAAAAAAUCAAGAGUUGAGGAAAGAUGUUGAUCGAUUGAGACAACAAUCUCAGCGUCUUCAGCCACGCCCAACUUCAGAGCGAACUGAGGGACCUGUUGAAAAUGCGAGCGCCUCAGGAAUGAUUCAGCUUUACACGUGUCCGGUAUGCGGUCAUAAGUUUUCAAGUUUGGACCCUUUGGUGGAGCACGUAGACGAAUGUAUGAGACUUAUCGAACAAUAUUAAAUCGUUAUUCGAUUUCUUAAUUUCCAUAGUUCGAGACUCGAUACUGCAACAUUUGCAGGCAGUACACACGACAUGGAGAGUGGCAUGGAUGGGGCUUUUGCCAUCCUGAAUUCGACUAAUCAUUUUCGGUAAUGUGACUUUGAAAAAUCGCUCCUUGAAUUAUUUGUCGAUUUGCCCUUAAAAAAAAAUAUAUAUAUAUAUAUAUAAAGGUGAAUCUUCUUUCAAAGUUUUUGAUUUAGGGGAAACCUGCCCACAGUGGAUAAUCGUUAAUUAAAUAUACUAAUAUAUGUCAAAUAAUUUAAAUAAUCGUUAAGGCACUAUAAGUUUACAUUAAAAUUAAUUGUUUUUCUUUUAUUUAUGCUCUUAAUUAAUCAUUAUCCACUGUAUGGAGGUUUCUCCUUUCUUUAUUCUGCAUUAAUGGUAUUCUAAAUCAAGUUUAGAGUGCUUUAUGAUGAAUUAGUUUUCUGUAUGUCUAAAUAGAUUGUACAAAGCGAAAAUCAGUGAAAAUAGUUAUUGCUAAAAUUACUUAUCCUAUAAUUAUUUACUGUUCUACAAAGUAAAGAGUCAUUCAGGGAUGGUAGAUACGUAAAAAGCAAUGAGAAAUGAUAUAAUAGAAGCUUUUAAGUUAAAAGCAAGAUAUACUGUAAAAUCUUCUGUACCUAAAUAUAUUUUAUAUACAAUAAGGUAGGAUAUAAAUCUUGAUCAUAUUUGGGUAGUUA
Belonocnema kinseyi is the source of this 3352-nucleotide messenger RNA. It is a transcript of the gene key, whose product is annotated as optineurin. Gene Ontology annotation, molecular function: K63-linked polyubiquitin modification-dependent protein binding. Lineage: Eukaryota; Metazoa; Arthropoda; Insecta; Hymenoptera; Cynipidae. Gene Ontology annotation, biological process: regulation of canonical NF-kappaB signal transduction. The record is from RefSeq and is a predicted model, not a curated record. The coding region runs from base 246 to 2633 and encodes 795 amino acids. The transcript is spliced from 7 exons. Gene Ontology annotation, cellular component: cytoplasm; nucleus.